UUGCGUGUGUAGUUGGUUGCCUGCAUUUGACGCAACCAGACGCAACCACAGAUUACGGUUACGGUUAUCCGUAAUCUGUGACGCAACUGAUAGGGUGGGCGGCCAGGCAUUUGCAGAACUUUUGAAGCAGGAGGUAUGGGAAAGAGGUGGUGUCAAUAUUAGCUUAAACCUGACUAGAUCGACGUGGUCGUGUAUAUUACGUAGAAUCUGUGGAUUGAAUACGUUAGAAAGUCGGGAUGUCACCCCAUAAAGUUGCCCUGGUCACAGGUGGCAAUAAAGGGAUUGGUUAUGCCAUUGUAAAGGGCCUCUGUGAAAAAUAUCAAGGCAUAGUUUACUUGACAGCUAGAGACGUCGGCAGAGGAGAAGCGGCAGUCUGUAAAUUAAAAGAACUCGGCUUCAGUCCAGAAUUUCAUCAACUUGAUAUUUGUGAUCAAAACAGCAUCGAUAAAUUGAGAGAUCAUCUCCUGAAAAACCAUGGAGGAUUAGAUCUUUUAAUAAAUAACGCAGCCAUAGCUUUCAAGCAUGAUUCACCAGAGCCGUUUAGUGAACAAGCAAAAAUUACCGUUGAAGUAAAUUAUUUUGCAACAUUAAAAACUUGUGAAACUCUGUUCCCCUUAUUAAGAAACGAUGGAAGAGUUGUCAACUUGUCUAGUUCAGCUGGACAUCUUUCGAGAAUUCCUUCUGCUGAAUUAAGAAAUAAUUUUAACGAUCCUGCCAUAACUGUGCCCGAGUUGAACAAACUAUUGGAACAAUUCAUACAGGAUGCUAAAGACAAUCAACACCAAGAAAGAGGGUGGGGUAAUUCAGCGUAUGUUGUAUCCAAAGUGGGUUUAUCCGCUCUGACUAAAAUUCAACAAAGAGAAUUUGAUCAAGAAAAUCCCAACCGAAAUAUUUCGGUAAAUUCCGUUCAUCCUGGGUAUGUUGAUACUGAUAUGACAAGUCAUAAAGGACCAUGGUCUAUCGAGCAAGGUGCCCGUGCGCCUCUGUUUUUGGCGUUGGAUGCUAAGAAUCUGAAAGGACAGUAUGUGUGGUCUGACGCUACAGUGGCCCAGUGGGAUGCUGAACAUCCACCAGCUCCAGUUUAAAAAUAAAUAAAUUGUUUUUGCGAAUGUGUAUACAAGAUUAUUCAGUUAAGAUGACCCAUUUAUGUUUUUAAAAUAGGCAACCCAAAAUACCGGUUCCACCUGAACCUGGAUUACCAAAAAUGUUUCAAAAUUUGCUAAAUUUAUACAAACGUCAGUGUCAGAAAAACGCCUAUGCAUUCAAUAACGAGAAAACCGACUUGAUCCUUACUUAUGGACACGUUAUGGAGAAUGACACAAAAAGGUUAGGCGUACAGCAGAUACCCUGACCGUGCGGCCCCAACACCCAAAAUUUUCAAGAGGCUAGAAAAUUCGUUGCGCAAGAAAGUGGCCUGCUAACCUGAUGAAACGGAACCAGACUGCGACUAGCUUGGAAAAUGAACAAGUUAAUGAGAAUCCUCAUAUGGGAGUUAUGGGACAAAUUGCUAUUGCUAGACAAAUAAAUAAAUUUCAUCCUAACCGCUCUAACCAUCUACACCUGGACCAUUUUCUAGCUUCUUGAAAAUUUUGAGUGUUGGGGCCACACGGUCAGGGUAUCUUCGGGCAUACAACUGCGCUGCACGUCUAGCAUUUUUGCUAUAUUCUCCUUAAAUGAGGAUCAUGUCGGUUUUCACGUUAUUAUCGUAAGCAUGCAUAGGCAUUUUUCUUAUAAGCUAACUUUGAUACAAUUCAAUUUUGAAACAUUUUUUGUAAUCCAAGCUCAAGUGGAAUCGGUAUUAUGGGUUGCCUAUUUUAAAAACACAAAUGGGUCAUCUUAGCUGAAUAACCCUGUAUACAUAAUUGACUUAUAAAACAAAUUAUUUUCUUAUAAAUUAGUUUUAGUAGAAUAAACAGUUAUUUAAAUCAAACUAGCAAAUGUUAAAUUACUACUGAAAAUAAAGAUUAAUAUUUUGUAUAAAAGAUUUUAGUUCAAAUGUUUGCUGUUCACAUGAAAUUUUGAUCUUAAAAUAGACUGUGUCAGCCCAAGAGUCAAGUUUUGUAACUUCCAAUUUAUUAGCAUUAAACUCCCUAAAGGCCAGUUUCAUAAAGUGCAUUUAAAAUUUAAAGCGAGUUUUAACUCUGGCAGUGGAAGUAUGCAACCGUGUUAUGCCAAAAAUCCACACUUGAUUUUGUUGCCAAAAUACAUAGUUGGAAUAAAGUUAAAGAAGAGA
Molecule: messenger RNA, 2233 nt
Organism: Zophobas morio
Lineage: Eukaryota; Metazoa; Arthropoda; Insecta; Coleoptera; Tenebrionidae
Product: carbonyl reductase [NADPH] 1-like
Exons: 6
Coding region: 237-1085 (282 amino acids)
Molecular function (GO): carbonyl reductase (NADPH) activity
Source: RefSeq, a predicted model, not a curated record